AUUUUAUUUUAUUUUUGAAUUUCAGAAUCUCCGCUUAUAUAUAUAUAUGAAUAGUGAAACCCUUCAUUCGUCUUCCUCCUUGGAUUUUAACCAUUACAGAAGAACCGCAACAAUGGCGAAAGCUCUCUCCUACAUAUUUUGAUAUUUUUCUCUUCUUUUUAUAUCCCUUUUUAUGAUCGCUGCUAGAGAAAUGGAGACUCCGGUGGGUUUAAGAUUCUGUCCGACCGACGAGGAGAUCGUCGAUGAUUACCUCCGGCCAAAAAAUCUGGAAACUGACACGAGCCGUGUCGAUCAAGUCAUUAGCACUGUCACUAUCUGUAGCUUCGAUCCUUGGGAGUUACCUUGUCAGUCGAGGAUCAAAUUGAAAGAUAAGUCUUGGUGUUUCUUCAGCCGUAAGGUAAACAAAUACGACAGAGGUGAGCAACAGAUCAGAAAAACGAAAUCUGGGUUUUGGAAGAUAACUGGUAACCCAAAGGCUAUCAUGCGCAACCGUGUUAAGAUCGGUGCGAAAAAGGUUUUGAUGUUUUACUUUAGUAAGGAUUCCAAAUCCGAUUGGGUUAUGCACGAGUACCACCUUCUCUCCCCUGUUCAGAAGAUGAUGACAUAUACCAUCUGUAAAGUAAUGUUUAAGGGUGAAGAGAACGAGGUUUCUUCUCCCCCUUUACAUCUUGUGAACAAUUCUGGAGGAUCUGAGUUUGGUUUGCAGGAAGAGGCUCAUCAACUCGAUGAUGCAGCAACUAUAGCUACCAAAGAGGAGGAAUGGAAAACAUGGUUGAAUGAUAAUGAUGAUGAGGAGACGAAUAUCAUGUUUUUGCAGGAUAAUCGCAACGAUUACAGACCUCCAAAGUCAUUGACUGGUGUCUUCACUGACGAUAUCGAUAGCAGUGAUGAUAAUGAUUCUGAUUUUCUAUCUCCGGCCACUAACUCUAUUGGAACUUCGUGCACUUGUGAUGAUAGUUUUGGUAGCUCAAAUCAUCGCAUAGACCAAAUCAAAGACCUGCCAGAACCUCCUAAUUCGACAGUCGAGUUAGUGUCACCACUAACUCAAGAGGUGAGCCAAGCUCUCAGAACUAAUGUUGAUACCACUGAGAUCAAAAAGAUGAAUCCUUGUGAUGAUGCACGUGGGACUGAGAUUGAAGAUCAUAAAUUGGGUCAAGAGAUGAUCAAGAAGAACAAAAGAGCUGGUAACUUCUUUCUUAGGAUGGUACAAAAAUUCGUCAAGAAAAUUCGCCUAUGUUAUCCUAUCUCAAGAACAUGAUAUAAACACCUUUGUACUUUCCAAGAUCCGUAAAACUAUAUGUUAUGUUUAUCUUGUUUUGUAACUAUUUCCUUACUCUAUGUGUGUCCUAAUAUAUUCCAAUUGACCGACAAUCUCU
Messenger RNA from Camelina sativa (false flax), 1376 nucleotides. RefSeq names its product NAC domain-containing protein 3. NCBI's taxonomy places the organism in Eukaryota, Viridiplantae, Streptophyta, Magnoliopsida, Brassicales, Brassicaceae. Gene Ontology annotation, biological process: regulation of DNA-templated transcription. The record is from RefSeq and is a predicted model, not a curated record. Gene Ontology annotation, molecular function: DNA binding.